CACACACACCUGAUUCACAGCCUGAGCUGCUGCUACCUGAAGUUUCAGCUGAAGAUCAUGAGUUUACCCGACUAUAAAUCUCCUGGAAAACAGUCCUCAGCACCUGUGCAGUCGAAAUCCCAAGUUGUGCAGCUGAACAUCGGAGGUCAUGUCUUCAGCACCACUCUGGGAACCAUCCGUAAGUUCCCGAACUCCACACUGGCAGACCUGUUUAACGGAUCAACCAAACGGAUGGACUCUGAGGGCCGUCACUUCGUAGACCGUGAUGGGACUUAUUUCAGGUACAUCCUCGAGUACCUCAGAACGGAGAAACCUCCUACUGAACACCUGCAGGAGGUGCAUAAGGAGGCGCUUUACUACGACAUCAAACCUCUGGUCAAAGCCAUCGAGGAGACGCCGCAGUUCUUCGGAGAGACGGUCGGGAGACAGCAGUUCUUGGCCCGUGUGCCGAAUUACCGUGAAAACCUGGAGGUGAUUGUGAGGGUGGCCAGAGCCGAGGCCAUCGCCUCACGCCACUCCAACAUAAUCGUGUGUGUGGUGAGGACAGAAGAUGAUUUAGCCAGAUACAACAACGCUAUCGACAGUCUCGGCACCCCGAGAGAGUCCGUGGUGAGCUUCGGUCCGUGGAAAGCUCCCGCAUCAGUGGAAGACCUGUUAGAUUGCGUCAAAAUGGACAUAGAAGCCAGAGGAUAUAAAGUAAAGAUCCAACCACACAGCAUAGACAAAGGGUUUCUCUUCAAGAGCUACGACUUCUUCUAUAAACUGAUUUUCACUUGGUGGUGAAGAACUUCAGGCCCAAGCUCAUAACCUGGAGACAGGGAUUUAAAAAGUGAAGGAAUGUUUAUAUAUUAGCCUAUAUAAUCAGUGUAUCAAACAAAUUCGACAUCAACAGCUUCUGUCCUCUAGCAGACCCACCUAUCGACAGCUGUCAGUCAUGUGCAAUGGUGUGCUUAUCUCUCAGUAUCUGUUAACCCCUUGUUUAAUGUUGACUCUAGUUGAACAAUCCUGGCCUUUGGCUUAAAAUAGCUUCUGGACAAAUGUGUCUUUAUUAGGAAUAUUCUGGUUCGGGUUUUUUUUGUGGCAUGCUUUGGAUUGCAACAGAAUAUUAUUUUGACUAAAUUGUGUGUACAGAAAUGCCCUUAACAUAAUUUAGGUAAAUGCAUAGUUUUAGUUUUAGAUGCUGCGGCCUUUAAUUAGCUUUUAGUUUAACUAUAAACCCUUCAUAUCAGCUUUAGGUCUUAAGGAAUGUUUUUGGCUUGUUAAUUUGUCAACACGUGAGAAUUGUAAAAUUUUAUGCAUGCAACUGUUAUGUAUUUGGUUGAUGCUUUUAUCCAAAGCAACAUGCAUUGUUUUAAAGGUAUACAUUUUAUCAUGUUUUCCCAAUGCAUUAUGUAAGAAUGUGGAAACAGGUCCACUUCAUAUACCAACAUUAUAAUCUCCCUAAUUUGUGCUAUGUGUAAAUAAUGUUUGUUUUCACUUUGUACAGCAUGUGUUUAUGAUGCCAAGACACUUGAUUAAGCCUUUGCUCAUGUAGAUCAUUAACAGUGCAAAAUAAUAUUAAGAAAGAGUGAUGUGCCAUUUCCAGCAGAAUUGCUGUUGUAGUAUCUUAUUACUUCAUAUAUGUUUAAAAAAACCAGGAUUCCAAAAAUUUUUUUGAAUGUCAAAAAUAAAUUU
This is a messenger RNA of Cyprinus carpio (common carp), 1674 nucleotides long. Its product is annotated as BTB/POZ domain-containing protein KCTD14-like. Lineage: Eukaryota; Metazoa; Chordata; Actinopteri; Cypriniformes; Cyprinidae. Gene Ontology annotation, molecular function: protein binding. The record is from RefSeq and is a predicted model, not a curated record. Gene Ontology annotation, biological process: protein homooligomerization.